UCCUUGGAAACCCUUUGUUUCUCCGACAGGUAACUGCGGCAAACAAAUCCAGCUCAGCAGCUUCCUCACACUGUAGGUGAGUGAAUGUUUCUUAGGUGCGACCAUGUACGGAGCUCCAGUGGAUUUAUCUCACAAACGGAUCUGCUGUCUGGGAGAUACCUGGAUAGAAGAACCCAGAAGUGGUCUGCGACCUUUAAAGAGAAAUUCAGAGAAGAAGUACAAAAGCCGCUCCCUGCGUCUUAAUAAUAACAACAUCUCUGACCUCAGUGACCUCCAGGUGUCUGUGAGCCACUUCCUGGCUGAGCCAUUACAGCUGGCCUGGCUGGACCUUUCAUUCAACAGAAUCACACACAUAGACCAGGUUUUGUGUGAGCUGCGUGAGCUGCGUGUGCUGUAUCUUCACGGCAACAGCCUUUUUAUCCUGUCGGAGGUCGACAGACUGGGAUCGCUGCCGCAUCUGCUCACCAUCACUCUACAUGGAAAUACCAUAGAAGACAACCCAGUUUACAGGAAUCGGGUGAUUGCUGCUCUGCCUCAGUUAAAGACGAUGGACUUCAGUGCCGUGACGCGGCACGAACGAGUCAUGGCAACUGUCUGGCAUCAUGGCCUCAGCCGCAGACAUAGCAAGCCCCCUCCGGAGUGACUGCUGGCUCAGCUCCCCUGCUGUAACCUGUGCUCCACAUCCACUCUUGAAAAACAUUAUAAUAAUAAUUUAUUGUGUACAUGUAACUUCGUGCUUUUCUGUUGAAAUGACCAGUUGAUUCAGUAUAUCCUUAAAUGUUGACUCUCACAUGCAUUUAAAUGAUAUUGUUGCAGACAUGGGUGGUAAGUAGAA
Messenger RNA from Platichthys flesus (European flounder), 835 nucleotides. RefSeq names its product leucine rich repeat containing 51 (gene lrrc51). The transcript is spliced from 5 exons. Gene Ontology annotation, molecular function: protein binding. The coding region runs from base 104 to 643 and encodes 179 amino acids. NCBI's taxonomy places the organism in Eukaryota, Metazoa, Chordata, Actinopteri, Pleuronectiformes, Pleuronectidae. The record is from RefSeq and is a predicted model, not a curated record.